Molecule: messenger RNA, 3084 nt
Organism: Danio aesculapii
Lineage: Eukaryota; Metazoa; Chordata; Actinopteri; Cypriniformes; Danionidae
Gene: slc16a12a
Product: solute carrier family 16 member 12a
Biological process (GO): transmembrane transport; monocarboxylic acid transport
Molecular function (GO): monocarboxylic acid transmembrane transporter activity
Source: RefSeq, a predicted model, not a curated record
UCUUGUCAGCUAACUGUACUGGGAAGAGUUUGACAAAUAGAGCUUGGUUUGCUUGAGGGGGACCUCAACAGAAUGUGUCCUGAAAACUUCCUAUUCAUAUUCCAUUAAAACACUCGACCCCCCUGGAAGACAUUGUAUAUUAUGCACACAGGGUGGGUGAGAAGGAAAACAUGGCGAAUAUCGGACUCAGGACUGCCGUUAACUGAAGUUUUGGUCCGCUAGCUCUCACCCACAGAUGCAGUCGCAGCGUUGACUUGCUGCAGUUUCCGCCCGUUGCUCUGGUCUGUCCAGGGAUGCAGAGCCAUGUGCGCCAAUGUGGACCACAUUUCGGAGGAGAGCAGUGCUUGUUUUUGUUCCUCGUCUGCUGUAGAUUUACAAUGGGAAGUGUGUUUCAGAGUGUUACAUCAGUGAAGUCAAGUCUUUAUUUUGAAGAGUGGCCAUCAUCAUCUGUCGGGCUCUGCUUUAUCGGAUGCUGAUCGAGAAUUUGCUUAAUACCAUUUCAGAUGAACACGAGAAGCAACAGAAACAUGAGAGAAAAACAGAGAGUUAAUACAUCCAGAACAGAGCCAGGGAGAGCAAAACCAGCUGAAACUGGACAGAAAAGGAAACAAGAGGCUGAAAGGAGCGAGGCGAUGAAGGAGAGGAUGAAGAGAGGAAGACUAGAGAUGGGUGAAAAAAACCCAUGUUCAGCGGCAGCGCCGGAUGGCGGAUGGGGCUGGAUGAUCGUGGCCGGAUGUUUCCUCACCACUGUUUGCACACGUGCGGUUACUAGGUGUGUUUCCAUAUUUUUUGUGGAAUUUCAGUUAUAUUUUUCCAGAGAUUAUUCUGCAACUGCAUGGAUACACUCUCUGCUGGACUGUACUACAAUGUUGUGUGCACCGCUGGGUAGUUAUAUCGGGAACCGGCUCUCUUCACGUAUAGCUAUCAUGAUUGGUGGGCUUCUCUCCUCUGCUGGCCUUCUGCUCAGCUCAUUGGCCACUAGCGUGGAGUUCCUGUAUCUCACACUGGGUGUUCUUACAGGUGUGGGGUUUGCUCUCAGCUACACUCCUGCAAUCGCCAUGGUGGGCUCCUACUUCCGCCAGAGGAAAGCGUUGGCCUAUGGGAUCGCCAUGUCUGGCAGCGGCAUUGGGACAUUCAUUCUAGCACCGGCUGUGCAACUCCUCAUCGAGUUCUUCUCUUGGAGGGGCGCACUGCUCAUUUUGGCGGGUCUGGUGUCCCAUUUGUGUGUCUGUGGAGCUCUUAUGAGGCCAUUAGAGAGCCAAAGAGGAAGGCAGAACAAGAUGGACUUGGAGAAUGGCAAAACAGUUGAUUUGUUAAACGUGAAACUUGCUUAUGUGGAGUUGAGUGGAUCGAUGGAGGUGACGCAUGCAUUGGUGAAAGAGAUGGAGAAAAAAGAACCAUCUGAGAACAUGCUGAGGAAUGGAAAAGGAUGGAUUGAGGCUGAUGAUAUGAAGCAGUCACACUCAGAUGAGGAAGAAAAUCAUGGACAGGAUCUUUUUGAGAACCCUAAAACUGUGAACAAAUGGAGUGAAGAACCAGGAACCAUCUCAAUCCCCGCUUUAGUACAAUCAAGUGGCUUGUCAUUAGAUAAUUUGCUCAAAAACCAGAAGAACAUAACUUUCCCAGAAUCAAAAUCUGAAGGAAACAAUAACCAAAGCACUGUGGCUAUCAAAGUGGUAAAAGCCAAAUUACUGAAGGAAUCCAAGGAAAAUGUAUGGUCUGUCUUAAGGAAAACCGUACUGAAAGAAUAUUCUUUCCUGUUGAUACCAGACUUUCUGUUGCUGUUGGUGUCCUUCCUGUUUCUUGCCUAUGGUUGCAGUGUGCCGUUUGUCUAUCUUGUGCCAUAUUCACUGAGCGCAGGUGUCAGCCCUCAACAGGCUGCAUUAGUCAUGUCCAUACUUGGAGUGUCGGGGAUCAUCGGUACGAUCACUUUCGGAUGGAUUGCAGAUCGAAAGUGUUUGAGGCCCUACAGGGUGGUGAGUUACAUGCUGGCUGUGGGGUCAGAAGGGCUGAGCUGUCUCUUUCUGCCUCUGCUGAGUGGAUUUUCUCUGCUUGUCCCCUUUUCCCUCAUCUACGGCUACUUUGACGGAGCUUAUGUGGCUCUUAUUCCGGUGGUGACCUCUGACACUGUCAGCUCCACCCAGCUGACCUCAGCUCUGGGAGUUGUUUACUUCCUCCAUGCCAUUCCCUACCUCAUCAGCCCACCUAUUGGAGGUUGGCUAGUGGAUCAGACAGGCUCCUACACCGCUACAUUCAUCCUCAGUGGAGUCUCUCUGAUCUGCAGCGCUGUGAUUCUGGCUGCUGUGAAAGUGAUUUUCCGCUGCACCAGAGGGAGCUCUUGCUUAAAAUGACUCUCAACCAGCUGCACAGGAGCUUUCUGAAGCAGCACAACAAUACAGCAAUAUUGCUGUCAGGAAACAUGAAUGUUCCUCCAUUGGGGUUACACAGGGUUAUAAUAGAUUUUAUAACUGAACUCGCAUUAGUCAAAAGGAUUGUCUCAAAAACAAGCUGUUCAAUCCACUUUAUUUUGCAAUGCGGUAGUAAGCUCUUUUCUGUAAAUGUCUUAGACUUACAAUUCAUUUGCUGCUCUGGGGAAAACACUAGUAAUUAAAAAUGGCAGGAAACAGGCAAUCUACAUGUGCUACAAACCAGUGUGUUUAUAAUUAUGACAAUACAAUAAAAUAAUAUAAUAAGAAAUGCCAAUAUAACAAGCUGUUUUGUAUGGCUAAAAAAUGAAUGGAUGUGGUCUUGACAUUUAAAUUACAAUGGCUGUGCCUUCUUUUGCCUGAAAAAUAAGAUGGAAAGCAUAACUGGACACAGAACUGGUCAGCUUUAAAGAGUGUUCAGCUUUACUGACAAAUUACGUUUAACUUGCUUUAAAAAAUGGUGGUUUAAAUUGCUUGGGGAUAACUGUUCCAUGUUUGCUACAAAAGCACUACUUUAUGUGUAUAUCUUGGCUGAGAUCUGAUUGGCUGGUCAGAUUAAAGGGAUAAGUAUGCAUUGCCCAAUUGUAUGUCCAAAUGUACACCGCUGUUCAAAAGUUUGUGUUCUGUUAAAUGUGUAUGUUUUUAAAGCUCUUAUGCA